This is a messenger RNA of Oryza brachyantha (malo sina), 3581 nucleotides long. RefSeq names its product pentatricopeptide repeat-containing protein At4g14850-like. Gene Ontology annotation, molecular function: RNA binding; zinc ion binding; protein binding. The transcript is spliced from 2 exons. The coding region runs from base 592 to 3225 and encodes 877 amino acids. Gene Ontology annotation, biological process: RNA modification. Lineage: Eukaryota; Viridiplantae; Streptophyta; Magnoliopsida; Poales; Poaceae. The record is from RefSeq and is a predicted model, not a curated record.
CGGCGAGGGCGCGAGGCUGAGGCGGAGGGGCGCGGCGGCCGGUCGCAGUGCUCGCCGGACUGCCGACGUGAACUGUGAAGGCCAGCAAAUCCAGCAAUUUGUUUUGCUCUCUCAAUCCCAAAUGCAAGUAUUUUUUUCUAUUCUCAAUUUUUACCCCUUUCCUUUCUUAGUUUCUUAUCAAUUGGUCAAUUAGAAAUUUUUUUUGAUGUAUAAUAGAUGAGGAGGAGCAGAACUAUAAAAUCAUUUUACUGUCACUGUAAUGAAUUUCUAUGGAUAGUUCUUGCCUUUACUUUGAGCCCUAUGCGUCUAGACAUCCUGGUACCGCCACUGUGCGGCGCCGAGGUGGCAAAGCCGCGUGGCCAUGGAGGGAGGAGACGAGCCCGCACGCCGGCGAGUGUGGGCAGCACUGAUGCCCGCACGACGACGAUGAUGAUGCGGCAGCUGCCCGGUGGGUUUGCUCGGCGAGAAUGAUGCCGUGAAGUACCCUCUGGUGGCUACUUCAAUUUGGUUCUCAAAUUUGUCCAGGUCCUGACACCCUAGAGCAUUCUCCUGGCUGCCGCUGCUUGUAUUACAACUUAGAACGCCUUCACGAUGAGAAUCGCAGGGACCAUCAGCCAGCAGCUCACCCGCUACGCAGCCGCACAGGCGCUGCUCCCGGGGGCGCACCUUCACGCCCACCUCUUCAAGUCUGGCUUCCUCGUCUCCUUCUGCAAUCACCUCAUCUCCUUCUACUCCAAGUGCCACCUCCCGUACUGUGCACGCAGGGUGUUCGACGAAAUCCCUGACCCGUGUCACGUCUCCUGGUCAUCCCUCGUUACUGCCUACUCCAACAAUGGUCUGCCCUGGAGCGCAAUCCAGGCCUUCUGCGCCAUGCGUGAGGGGGGUGUAUGCUGCAAUGAGUUCGCGCUCCCUGUUGUAUUGAAGUGCUUGCCAGAUGCUCGGCUCGGUGCGCAGGUGCAUGCCAUGGCAUUGGUAAUGGGGUUAAACAGUGACGUCUAUGUGACCAAUGCGCUUGUGUCCAUGUACGGCGGAUUUGGCUUCAUGGAUGAUGCAAGGAAGCUGUUCGAUGAGGGUUGCAGCGAGAGGAACGCUGUCUCCUGGAAUGGUCUGAUGUCGGCGUACGUCAAGAAUGACCAGUGCAGCGAUGCCAUCCAGGUUUUUGGUGAGAUGGUGUGGAGCGGGAUUCGGCCUACCGAAUUUGGCUUAUCUUGCGUGGUGAAUGCCUGCACGGGUUCCAGGAAUAUAGAGGCUGGAAGGCAAGUGCAUGGUAUGGUGGUACGGACGGGUUAUGACAAGGAUGUGUUCACGGCCAAUGCAUUGGUUGACAUGUAUGUGAAAGUGGGGCGUGUUGAUAUUGCUUCUGUGAUUUUUGAGAAAAUGCCUGAUUCAGACGUGGUGUCCUGGAAUGCUUUAAUUUCUGGGUGUGUACUUAAUGGACACGAUCACCGUGCAAUAGAGUUGUUGCUGCAGAUGAAGUCCUCAGGGCUGGUUCCCAAUGUGUUUACUUUGUCUAGCAUUCUGAAGGCUUGUUCUGGUGCUGGUGCGUUUGAUUUGGGUCGGCAAAUCCAUGGGUUCAUGAUCAAAGCCAAUGCUGAUUCAGAUGACUAUAUAGGAGUUGGUCUUGUGGAUAUGUAUGCAAAGCAUCAAUUUUUGGAUGAUGCGAGGAAGGUGUUUGAUUGGAUGUCCCAUAGGGAUUUGGUUCUGUGGAAUGCACUAAUAUCAGGUUGUUCUCAUGGAGAACGGCAUGGUGAGGCUUUAUCUCUCUUUUGCGAGUUAAUAAAGGAGGGUAUCGGUGUCAAUAGGACGACAUUGGCUGCUGUUCUCAAGUCCACAGCGAGCAUGGAGGCAAUUAGUGUGACAAGACAGGUUCAUGCUCUUGCAGAGAAGAUAGGAUUCAUAUCUGACACUCAUGUUGUCAAUGGGCUUAUUGAUUCAUAUUGGAAGUGUAAUUGCCUCAAUGAUGCAAACACAGUGUUUGAAAAGUGUUCUUCUGAUGACAUUAUAGCUUUUACAUCCAUGAUCACAGCACUCUCACAGUGUGACCAUGGUGAGGGUGCAAUAAAGCUGUUCAUGGAGAUGCUAAGGAAGGGGCUUCAGCCAGAUCCUUUUGUGCUAAGUAGCCUACUGAAUGCCUGUGCUAGCCUCUCAGCUUAUGAGCAAGGGAAGCAAGUGCAUGCUCAUCUGAUCAAGCGACAGUUCAUGUCAGAUGUGUUUGCAGGGAAUGCUCUUGUGUACACAUAUGCUAAGUGUGGGAGCAUAGAGGAUGCAGAGUUGGCCUUCUCUAGCCUUCCAGAGAGGGGAGUUGUUUCAUGGUCUGCAAUGAUCGGAGGGCUAGCACAGCAUGGGCAUGGGAAGAAAGCAUUGGAAUUGUUCCACAGGAUGGUUGAUGAGGGCAUUGAUCCAAACCACAUCACCAUGACUAGUGUUCUCUGUGCUUGCAACCAUGCAGGGCUUGUUGAUGAGGCCAAGCAGUACUUCAAUUCGAUGAAGGAGAUGUUUGGCAUUGACAGGACAGAGGAGCAUUACUCAUGUAUGAUUGAUUUGCUUGGCCGUGCUGGUAAACUAGACGAUGCAAUGGAGCUUGUUAAUAGCAUGCCGUUCCAAGCGAAUGCCUCAGUUUGGGGGGCACUAUUAGGUGCUUCAAGAGUACAUAAAGACCCAGAAUUGGGAAGGCUGGCAGCAGAAAAGCUCUUUGGCCUAGAGCCUGAGAAAUCUGGUACACAUGUUCUUCUUGCAAACACUUAUGCAUCAGCAGGCAUGUGGGAUGAGGUGGCUAAGGUUCGAAAGCUAAUGAAAGAGAGUAAUAUCAAGAAGGAGCCUGCCAUGAGUUGGGUUGAGGUUAAGGAAAAGGUGCAUACUUUCAUUGUUGGUGACAAGAGUCACCCAAUGACAAGAGAGAUAUAUGCAAAGCUAGCUGAAUUGGGAGAUCUGAUGAGCAAAGCUGGCUAUGUUCCAAAUACAGAUGUUGAUCUCCAUGAUUUAGAUAGGGGUGAAAAAGAGUUGCUUCUUUCUCAUCAUAGUGAAAGGCUUGCUGUCGCAUUCGCCUUGCUUAGCACCCCGCAUGGGGCACCCAUUAGGGUCAAGAAAAAUCUGCGUAUAUGCAGAGAUUGCCAUGUGGCUUUUAAGUUCAUUUCAAAGAUUGUUUCAAGGGAAAUUAUCAUCAGAGAUAUCAACCGGUUUCAUCAUUUCAGAGAUGGCUCAUGUUCUUGCGGUGAUUACUGGUAGAAAUGGUUUGGGACAGGACUUUUUUGUAGCUUGUUCAAGAAUUUUGGUGGUUAGAGAAGUUAUGUAAAUGCCCAGAGAGGAUUAACUUUAGAAAAUUUUGUAGCCAGUUAGCCACUGUAGUGACGUGCAUUCUUCUAGGCAAAUUCAGUAAGCUCUGUGGUUUCUCCAGCUGAAUCCACAACACACUUGGCACUAAGCCAGAAAGGUCCAUAAUUUUGUUCUUUCUGUUAUGUUAUGGAGGAUCAGUACAUUAUUUUCUAAACAUUCUUAAUCAUUAUUCGGUAUGACAAAAAUAAGCUGUAAAAUAUAAUCAGUAGUAUUUACAGGGAAAACAACGAUGAACCUUGGUUUGAUGA